Rotaria sordida is the source of this 1695-nucleotide messenger RNA. Lineage: Eukaryota; Metazoa; Rotifera; Eurotatoria; Philodinida; Philodinidae. The record is from the annotation of a GenBank genome assembly.
AUGGAGAUCGAGAAAUUAAUGACGAAUGAUAAAUUUAAAGAUACAACAGAACAAAUCUUACGACAAUUGAGUCAAUGCGUGGAUGAUUAUUAUGACGACAACAUAAUUAGACAAGAUUCGUUAUUAUUAACAUAUUUUCAUCAAUUGGCUAAUUUCACUGGGAUUCCUUCCGUCGAUGACACGAAGAAGAUUUCAAUAGAACCUUCAUCAGAACCAUCCGCAGCAUCUCUUACAGCAAGUUUAGAUCCAACUGAUUGGAAAUCAGCACGUGCUGAAGCUCAUAAGAUGCUUGAUAUUUCGUUGGAUUUCAUCGAAAAGGCUCGUGAUCGACCUGCUUGGAUACCAUUGCCAAAUGAAGUGCGACAUCGAAUUAUGUCCGAAGUUCUGCCUGAACAUGGAAAACCAAUGACUGAUGUUUGUCAAGAUAUAAUUGAUGAUGUUUUACCUUAUUCUGGUGGUAAUACGCAUCCUCGAUUCUGGGGAUGGGUCCAUGGAUCUGGUACAGUAGGAGGUGUUAUCGCUGAAAUGAUGACAGCAGCAAUGAAUUCAAAUGUAGGUCUCUGUAGUCAUAGUGGGGUACUUAUUGAACGACAAGUAAUCGAUUGGAUGAAACAAUUAUUUCAAUUUCCAAAAACAACGGCUGGUGGUAUCAUCGUUAGUGGAACAUCAAUGGCAGCCGUUGUUUGUUUAGCUGUAGCACGUUAUCAUGCUCUCAACAAAGUACGACAAGAUGGUUUAGUUACAUUAGGUGUUCAAUUAGUCGCUUAUGCUUCAACACAAACACAUGUAUGUGUAGCCAAAGCUCUUGAAUUAUUAGGAUUGGGUGUUCAAGCACUCAGAUUAGUACCUGUUGACGAGGAAUAUCGUAUGAAUAUUGAAGCACUCAAAAUAAUGAUUGAAGAGGAUCGUCAACAAGGAUUUGUACCAUUUUGUAUCGUCGGAAAUGCAGGCACUGUGAGUACUGGUGCUUUCGAUGAUUUAUCUGCUUUGUCAAUUGUAGCUCGAGAAAACAACAUUUGGUUUCACGUUGAUGGAGCAUUCGGAAGUUUUGUAGUUCUCGAUCCAAGUCGACGACAUUUGAUUGAUGGACUAUCGGAAGCCGAUUCGUUGGCAUUCGAUUUUCACAAAUGGUUACAUACACCUUAUGCAGCUGGAUGCGUUCUCUUACGUCAAAUUUCCAUGCUAAAUGCCACUUUUUCAUCGCCUCGUAACUAUUUGGUAGGUACCAAACGAGGUUUUGCUGGUGAUACUCCUUGGUUUUGUGACAUGGGUAUUGAACUUUCACGACCAUGUAGAGCUCUCAAAGUUUGGUUCACUAUUAAAGAACAUGGAAUAAUAAGACUGGGUCAGUCAAUUGCAGCCAAUUGUGAUCAAGCUCAAUAUUUAGCUAACUUAUUGUCUAAGUAUGAUUUUAUUCAAGUACUUACUCCUGUCUCACUUAACAUUGUCAAUUUUCGAGUGGAACCUGAUGCAUUGAAGAAUAGUGAUCCAGAAACUGUCGAUAUAUUUAAUGAUGAACUCGUCAAUGAUUUACAAGAAAAAGGUAUUGCUGUUCCAUCAACAACACGACUCAAAGAUCGUCUUCAUAUUCGAGUCUGUAUUACCAAUCAUCGUAGUACCUUACCAGAUUUUGACUUUUUUGUAAAUGCUCUCAUUGAUUUAUGUCGAUCUAGAAUUGCUUUGAUGAAUAAAUAA